AUGAUAGCACCAUCGCCAGAACCAAGUAAUAAAGAAUCAACUGUUGAUAUACUCUAUGAUUUAUGUAGAGAAAAUCAAGUUGAAAAACUUCAGAAUUUGCUUACAUCAAUCGAUAAUAUUAGCAUAUUGAAUACAAUUCAAGCUUCAACUGGUUCAACAUGUCUGCAUGUCGCGUGUUAUUACGGUCAUAAAGAACUGGUUCAAGUUUUAUUAGAUUAUGGUGCAUUGACUUCAAUUAGAAAUUUAAGAUAUAAUUUGACACCAUACGAAGAAGCAUCUGCUGAUCAUAUAAAACAAUUAUUUAUUAAUAAACGAAUAUUUUAUUCUGAAACAGAUUAUGAUUAUAUUCAAUGGUCUAUCACCGGUCAUGAUUUAAUCGAAAAACGUCGAGAAUUUCUACAGACAAUUCAUUUAUAUAGAACAUACAAUAAUCAUCAUCCAAUUAUAUCGAAAUUAUUAGCAGAAGUGAUUCAUUAUUAUUUAAAUGAAUAUUUAAAGAACAUUCCUCCUACCGGUAAUUCUGAAGGUCGAAUUACCGAAGAACAGAUUAAAGUUAUUGAAGAUUAUUUUCGAAAAGCCAUAGAUGAAAAAGAUUAUCUGAGAUAUUUCAUAAAAGCCUGCACAUUAACAGAUUAUUUUCAUAGAAUAUUAAAUAAACAUUUAGCUUUACAUAUUCUACAAUAUUUUGAUCAAACCAAAGAUUUUUGUUCAAAUUAUCGUUUAGUAAAUUGUCCUGUACAUAUUGUUACUCUAUUAAAAUUUCAUCUAGACAUCUGUAAAUACCAGCACAAAGGUGUGUGCUAUCGAGGAAUGAGAAUAACAGAAAAUGAUUUAAAUCCAUAUCAAUUAAAUCAACAUAUAUUAAAUCGAUCAUUUUUAUCUUCAUCAAUUGAUCAUAACGUUGCCAAAAUGUUUGCUGGUGAAGGUGAACAGUCUCAAAUGCGACAUACCUCUGAUCAACGUCCAUUACAAUUUUCAUGUUUAUGUCAAUAUAACAUCGUACAAAAUUCAACAGCUAUCAAUGUACAAGAAUUAUCAGUGAGACCUGAUGAAAAAGAAAUUUUCAUUCUACCAUUUGCUGUUUUCAAAGUGGUGAAUCUCAAACGACAUUAUAUUAAUGAUUCACAUGCAGCAAUUUCAAUUGAAAUUGAAUUAGAGUAA
This is a messenger RNA of Didymodactylos carnosus, 1161 nucleotides long. NCBI's taxonomy places the organism in Eukaryota, Metazoa, Rotifera, Eurotatoria, Philodinida, Philodinidae. The record is from the annotation of a GenBank genome assembly.